Rhinolophus ferrumequinum (greater horseshoe bat) is the source of this 4782-nucleotide messenger RNA. RefSeq names its product ectonucleotide pyrophosphatase/phosphodiesterase 6 (gene ENPP6). Lineage: Eukaryota; Metazoa; Chordata; Mammalia; Chiroptera; Rhinolophidae. Bases 98 to 1420 code for a protein of 440 amino acids. The transcript is spliced from 8 exons. The record is from RefSeq and is a predicted model, not a curated record.
GUCCAGCCCCUAGAAGAGAGAAUAGCUACAGAUUCUCCAUCCUCAGUCUUUGCAAGGGGACGGCUGUGCCAGCCAGCCCAGGCAGGCUCCUGGCAGCAUGGCAGUGAAGCUCGGCGCCCUCCUGCUGGUCCUUGCACUCAGCCUGGCGCAGCCAGCCUCGGCCCGCCGGAAGCUCCUGGUGUUUCUGCUGGAUGGUUUUCGCUCAGACUACAUCAGUGAUGAGGCCCUGGAGUCCUUGCCUGGUUUCAAAGAAAUCGUGAGCAGGGGAGUAAAAGUGGAUUACUUGACCCCAGACUUCCCCAGUCUCUCUUAUCCCAAUUACUACACCCUAAUGACUGGCAGACAUUGUGAGGUCCAUCAGAUGAUCGGGAACUACAUGUGGGACCCCAACACCAACAAGUCAUUUGACAUAGGUGUCAACAAAGACAGCCUGAUGCCUCUCUGGUGGAAUGGAUCAGAACCUCUGUGGAUCACGCUGACUAAGGCCAAAAGGAAGGUCUAUAUGUACUACUGGCCAGGCUGUGAGGUUGAGAUUCUUGGUGUCAGACCCACUUACUGCCUAGAAUAUAAAAAUGUCCCAACGGAUAUCAAUUUUGCCAAUGCAAUCAGUGACGCUCUGGACUCCUUCAAGAAUGGCCGGGCUGACCUGGCAGCCAUAUACCAUGAGCGCAUUGAUGUAGAAGGCCACCACUACGGCCCCUCGUCACCUCAGAGGAAAGACGCCCUGAAGGCUGUGGACACCGUCUUGAAUUACAUGACCAAGUGGAUCCAGGAGCGGAAGCUGCAGGACGACCUCAAUGUCAUCAUCUUCUCGGAUCAUGGGAUGACUGACAUUUUCUGGAUGGACAAAGUGAUUGAGCUGAAUAAGUACAUCAGCCUGAAUGACCUGCAGCAAGUGAAGGACCGAGGGCCUGUCGUGAGCCUGUGGCCAGCUCCUGGGAAACACUCUGAGAUAUAUAACAAAUUGAGAACAGUGGAACACAUGACUGUCUACAAGAAAGACGACAUACCAAGCAGGUUCCAUUACAAGAAAGGGAAAUUCGUCUCUCCUUUGACCUUAGUGGCCAAUGAAGGAUGGUUCAUAACUGAGAAUCGGGAGAUGCUGCCGUUUUGGAUGAACAGCACUGGCAGGAGGGAGGGCUGGCAGCGUGGAUGGCAUGGCUACGACAAUGAGCUCAUGGACAUGAGGGGCAUCUUCCUGGCCUUUGGACCUGAUUUCAAAUCCAACUUCAGAGCCGCUCCAAUCCGCUCAGUGGAUGUCUACAACGUCAUGUGCAACGUGGCAGGCAUCGCCCCCCUGCCCAACAACGGGUCCUGGUCCAGGGUGAUGUGCAUGCUGAAGGGCCAGGCCAGCUCAGCUCCGUCUUUCCUACCCAGCGGCUAUGCACUGGCCUUGCUUCUCCUCUCGCUGUUUCAAUAGCUGCUCCUUUGUUGUCCCAAACACUCAGCCAAGUGGACCUCCGUGGUGGAAAGGUUUUCAUUUUCUGUUUGAAUAAUAGCUUCAUUACCAAUCAAGGCCACAGAAAUUGUGACUAUAUUAUUCUUGGAUGAUUCUAUACAUAAAAGUCCCUACUUCAAAAAAAAAACACAAAAAAACCCAAACUUUAUUUUUUCUGGAGGUAAGGAGAGCCUUAUUCUUCAUUUGUUUGACUCUGUCAUUUUCCCCUUUCUUUUCAUGUAGUAACUUGGAUGAACUGUGUAAGUAGGGGCCUGCCCUGUAGCAAACAGCCUUUGAGCGGAUGCUGCAUGGAAGUCCUGGGCCCUGCUCUGUCCCGCCUUGCACAGGGCAGGCCCUGGUCUGUGCCCUGUCCACACCCAGGAGCCAACCUCGGGAUCUAUGGCCGCUGUCCUAUACUGCUACUUCCAUCCUAGAAAAAGGAGGUUCCACAUGACAGCAGUAGCUGCCAUCUGUUUCUGAUUCAGCUCAUGGAGUUUUUCCAUUUUAUACAAAGUCCCAGAAAGGGUAUAUCUUAGCUUGGGUCACCACCAAUCAAUCAAAAUCCCUAAGGACUGGAGAACUCAGAAUAAGGUGACAGGCAUGGGUUCUCUCCCAAAGUCUAAAUGCACAAAAAUGUCUCCCGGGCCUUGAGGAGCAGAAACACAAUAGAUCUGGGCUUCUGUGCAGCUUCUCACAGUGUACUACAGCCUGAAACCUUGCACAUUGUUGAUGGAUUGACGCUUGCCCGCCUGUCGUGUGAAGGCUUACUCAGAGACCGCCACUCUGGAUCCCAACACAGCACGGAGACUGUGUAGAACCUAACAUGCCAUUACAGUGGGGAAAGGCGUGUCUUACUGAGAGUGUGGACAUACCUGCGGAAACCUCAGCUCAUCGCUUGGAAUGGUGAUGCAUUCAGCAUACGUUUUAUGCACCGGUGUCCUGGAGCCGUGCUUGUUUAACAACAGCAAAGGGGAUCCUGGAGUGACCCAGAAUUCCAAGGAACAUGGAGGGGGAAGCGGGGGGGAAUGAACAUGAUGGAGUCAAAUCCCCAUCACUAACCAACGAGCCACUUGAUUAGGAAACAGUGUGGUUGAAGGGCCACCUCAGACUAAAUUCUUCAGACGCCUUGAGAUGAGCCAUUGAGCCUGGGCUGAAAUGUUCUUAGUUUAAUAAUGUAAGUUUGUUGUAAAACAAGGGAUAACUGCGUUUUCACAUGAUGGGAGUCAUGUACAUAUAUCGUUGCAUUUAAAAUGACUUUGCACUAAAUGAGGCACGUUUGCCAAGGAGACUUUUUGUCAGGAAAAGAACACCUCAGGUCUCAGGACGAUGAAGCCCUUUCCAGGGUGUUUACCGUGAAAAAUGGUUAUCAACGCUCACUCCGAUUCAAGGAGGCGGGGAGCCGUCUCUGUGCCUUGAAGCAUGACAGCAAAGGAUCGCUGAUGAAAAACAUCGAAUUUAUCUUCACAAAAGAUUUCUAAGGGUUUAUGUAACAUGUUUUUAAAACGGCAGAAAAGCAUUGAAUCAAUUGGAAAGGAGGCAAAUCAGCCGUUGUUGUCUGGCUGAAAGGAAAUUAGUGCUCUCAGGACAUGGGCAGUGGUUGCUGAAAGUAGCAUCUCUUGUUCAAAGUUUCUUUUCUCCUUUAAGGACGGUGUUCUAAUGAAUUCAGCGGAGCCCACCUUUCUUCCUUGUGAAGGAAGGAUGCUUAAAAGAUAGCCGAGCGAUUAAAUUAAAAGUGGAUCCUCCAAAUCAAAAGGGCUGUUAACAUGGACAGAGUCAUGCAUUUGUCUUUCCUGGUCUGGUCUACCAUUUGCCCCCCUCCCAUUCUUAAAAUCUUCCAACUACCUAUUAAAAUUUCAAAUAGUUGUCUGACAAAGUAUCGUUACUCAAUAACUAAUCUUGAAUCAAUGAAUGAGAAUAAGAUACUUUUGGAGUUAGUACUAUUGGUAAAUAAUUGAGAAAAUUCAGCCACUGAAUGGAGAAAAUACUUUUUGCCUAAAAUAACGCAUACAUUUUAGUAGGUUAAUUCUUUGGCUAAAGCUUUUUUUCCUUUGAUUUUUGUUUUAAAGUAACAUUAUUUUCCCUAGGAAAAGUCUACUUUCUCUAAAUAGUUUUGUUUCACAGGAGUAAAAUCUGUGAGGAAUACAUAUAGACACCUUUUCUCCUGGAUUAUUUUACUACUUCAUUGCUAAUUCCAGGAAGAAGAUAAUUGCAUUGACCUGCAAAUACUGAAGGUAAAUGAAAGGAAUGAUCCUUAAAUUGAUGAGAUGAAUGGCUACUUUCCCUGCUCAUACGCGAAAGCUCCAGAACCCAAUUCAAUUAAGUUCUGAAGACUUAAGCAUAAAUUAGAACAGGUUCAGGGAAUUUUUUCUAGCCUCGAAGAAUCCUGAAUUAUUAGGGAGGUGCAAAAGUAAUUGCAGGUUUGGCAAUUGUUUUUAACCUUUUAAACCACCAUUACUUUUGCACCAACCUAAUAUAAAGUUCCAACUCUCUUUGCUUUUAAAGGGACCUUGGAAAUCCAGAUCUGAGUUCAGUCACAGACAGCAGUUUGUAAAUGUUCUGAGACUGUAAGCAUCAUCUGACCCACCUUCAGAGAUGCAGGUUCAUGGGACCGGGGUGGGGCCUCAGGCAACACUCUUAAAUCACGCUGAUCUAAGAUUUGGAUUUGCUCUAAAGAAAAACGAGUUCUGAUUUGACCCUGGUAGACCUGAGUCUCCUGACAGCAAUUUCAUAACCAACCAGUUUCUCCAGGGACCAUUAGGCUGGCGUAAGCUGCUGAUCCCAGCUGGGUCAAGUUUCCAGCCCUCUUUAAACCAAAGCAGAUCUGUACCCCCCCCGUGAUGGAGAGAGGAACCAGACAGGCACACUGGACUUCUCCACAUCCUGCUCCUUGUGGGUCUAAGAUUCCCAACGGUGCUAUCAGACAAACUCAUUGUUCAAGACACACAGUUAUUUUAUGUCCUAAGAAAGUGUUUUGCAUUUCUGUAAAUAUCAAGAGAUUUCCAAAAUUGUGUUAUUCUUUCUAAGCAAUUUGUGAUAGACCAAAGUCAGUGCUCAAAAAACUACUAGAAGGAAGGGAGGGUGUAGCGUUGGCCGACUGGUUAUAAACAUGUGAAAUUUGGUCUCAGGUACAUGCGAUGAAGAUACACUUCUAUAUUGCUUUGAAAUCAUAAAAUAGCACCUAGUGCAAUGCCUCAAAUGUUUAAUAAAUGUCCCAUAAAUAUGUGUUGAAUGAAAAAAGAAUAAAUGUUAUUAAGAAGAUUUGCUUACAUCUCAGAUAUUCUCUCUCUGCCUGUAGUUCCUCAAAUUAAAUGAACUUUUCACUUUUGGUUUGCUAUUUUUCUUAU